AUGCAGCGACAUUAUUGUCAGCGAUCAGUGUGGAACAAAAUUUGGUGGUGGCAGCGUCGUUUGUUCACCACCAUAGCUCGAAGCGAUGAAAAUGGUGGCAAUUUACUUCCUGAAAUGCCACACUUCAAUCACACCCCAGCUCCCUAUAGAGGGCCUUCAGCAUCUGAUCUCUUGAAGAGGAGAAAACAGUAUCUCGCCACUUGCGUUAGCCCCUUAUACAAAAACCCAUUAAAUCUGGUGGAGGGUAAAAUGCAAUACCUGUUUGAUGAAAAUGGUCGCAGAUACCUUGAUGCAUUUGGUGGCAUUGCCACUGUUUCAUGUGGGCAUUGCCACCCUGAUGUGGUUGAAGCAACUGUUAACCAGAUUAGGCUCUUGCAGCACACCACUGUCCUCUAUUUGAACCGUGCUGUUGUUGAUUUUGCUGAGGCUCUUGCUAAUAAGUUCCCCGGGGAACUCAAGGUUGUUUUCUUCACAAAUUCUGGGACAGAAGCCAAUGAGCUAGCUUUGAUGAUUGCUCGGUUGUACACUGGUUGCCAUGAUAUAAUUUCCAUCAGAAAUGGCUACCAUGGCAAUGCAACCUCAACAAUGAGUGCCACUGCUCACUUUGUUUACAAGUUCAAUGUUGUACAGACUGGAAUUCAUCAUGUCCUCAAUCCAGACCCCUACAAAGGUGUCUUUGGUUCAGAUGGAGUAAAGUAUGCAAAUGAUGUUCAAGAUAUAAUUGAUUAUGGAACUUGUGGUCAUGUAGCUGGGUUUAUUGCUGAAGCCAUUCAGGGAGUAGGUGGAGUGAUAGAAUUGGCUCCAGGUUACUUGCCUGCAGUUUAUAGCAUUAUAAAAAAAGCAGGAGGUCUCUAUAUAGCAGAUGAAGUUCAAGCAGGGUUUGGUAGAACUGGUAGUCACUUUUGGGGCUUUGAGGCACAUGGAGUUGUCCCUGAUAUUGUAACAUUGGCAAAGGGAAUUGGUAAUGGAGCACCGAUUGGUGCCGUAGUUACAACUCCUGAGAUUGCAAAGGUCUUGACUUACCGUCAUUUCUUUAGCACAUUUGGGGGAAAUCCUGUUUGUACUGCUGCUGGGUUAGCUGUUUUGAAUGUAAUUGAGAAGGAUAAACUUCAGCAAAAUGCAUUUAUUGUUGGAUCAUACUUAAAAGAGCGUCUUACUUCACUAAUGGAAAAGCAUGAAAUAAUUGGUGAUGUAAGGGGAAGAGGAAUGUUGCUUGGAGUUGAACUCGUGAAAGAUCGUCAGUUGAAAACUCCUGCAAAAGCUGAAAUGCUGCAGAUCUCUGAACAGAUGAAAGAUAUGGGUGUGCUAAUUGGGAAAGGUGGCUUUCAUGCAAAUGUUUUAAGGAUUACACCCCCACUUUGCUUCACUAAGGAAGAUGCAGAUUUUCUUGUAGACGUGAUGGACUACACGAUGUCAAAGAUGUGA
Molecule: messenger RNA, 1425 nt
Organism: Gastrolobium bilobum
Lineage: Eukaryota; Viridiplantae; Streptophyta; Magnoliopsida; Fabales; Fabaceae
Product: alanine--glyoxylate aminotransferase 2 homolog 2, mitochondrial-like
Exons: 9
Coding region: 1-1425 (474 amino acids)
Cellular component (GO): mitochondrion
Molecular function (GO): transaminase activity; pyridoxal phosphate binding
Source: RefSeq, a predicted model, not a curated record